Molecule: messenger RNA, 1526 nt
Organism: Manacus vitellinus (golden-collared manakin)
Lineage: Eukaryota; Metazoa; Chordata; Aves; Passeriformes; Pipridae
Gene: DDAH1
Product: dimethylarginine dimethylaminohydrolase 1
Exons: 6
Coding region: 251-877 (208 amino acids)
Biological process (GO): arginine metabolic process; positive regulation of nitric oxide biosynthetic process
Molecular function (GO): dimethylargininase activity; amino acid binding
Source: RefSeq, a predicted model, not a curated record
CCGCUCCCGUCCCGCAGCAUUGGCCGGCUGGCGCCGCCCCGCCGCCUUCGGCCGGCUGCACGCACCCCGUUGGUGCGGCCGCUUGCCCGGAGUGCUGUGUCGCAAAGCCUGCGCAGGUCGGCGGGGCCCGAGGUGACUUCGCUCGCGCGGAGCGCGGGCACCGCUGUACUGGGUGUGCUUGCGGGGCCAAGCUGGGGCUGCAGGUCGGGGAGCUGCCGCCGACGAGAGGCCUCCCCGGACUGCGUCUUCGAUGGAGGAUGUGGCCGUCGUCUGCGAGGAGACGGCGCUUCUGACCCGCACGGCCGCCAGCCGCAGGAAGGAGGUUGAAGCCAUGAAGAGAGUACUAGAAAGUCUCAACCUGAAUAUAGUCGAGAUGGUGGAUGAAAAUGCAACCUUGGAUGGUGGAGAUGUCUUAUUUACAGGCAGAGAAUUUUUCGUGGGUCUUUCCAGGCGGACAAAUCAACGUGGUGCAGAAAUUCUGGCUGACACAUUUAAGGAUUAUGCUGUCUCCACGGUCCCUGUUCAUGAUUCUUUGCAUCUGAAGGGCUUUUGCAGCAUGGCUGGACCAAACUUGAUUGCUAUUGGAUCAAGUGAAGCUGCACAGAAAGCCCUGAAGACCAUGCAACAGAUGAGUGACCACCGCUAUGACAAGCUGACAGUGCCUGAUGAUGCCGCAGCCAACUGCAUGUACUUAAACAUUCCCAGCAAGGGCCACGUCCUGCUGCACCGAGCCCCGGAGGAGUACCCGGAGAGUGCAAAGGUAUUUGAAAAACUGAAGGACCACAUGCUGAUCCCAAUAGCCAACACAGAACUGGAGAAAGUAGAUGGGUCACUCACCUGUUGUGCUGUGCUUAUUAACAAAGCUUCAGAAUUAUGAGUUUACAGAGUCCCUCCCUUGUAACUGGCAAUAAUGUUACACACAAGGUAGACGAAUCUGUAUCCACACUUUUAUUGUUUUAAUUGACAAUCUACUGUACCACUGUGCUACUAACCCUUGUUUACAAAUUUAUUGCUUUGUGAAUUUUUCUUAUGUCUUUGCAGAUGAUAUUUAAGGUGGAUGUAGGGUUUGUUGGGGGCACAUAACUCUGGAAGUAUGUUAGUCCCAUGGGCUAGUAAAAGACAAUUAUAAUGGCUAACCCCUAGCUUUAGUGAUUUAACAUACCUGUGUGAAAAUUUUAUGAAACCCAGCUAAUUCUCAAUAUUUCAAGCACCUCUGUUAUCUUUACACUAUUCCCUUCUGUCUUCUUUUCUCUUACUUCUUUGCUCUGCGUAUUUUUUUCCUUCCUCAGUUCUCUGCUUUCAGUGGUGCAAGGUAUUGGGGGGACUGAAGAAAACUCAGUGGGCUCAUGAACUUGGUAUCUUGUGUGGUAGGGAAGCUUUCUGCAUAGUGGCUGGAACAGUGAGCACUGAACUGUGCUCACUGUCUCGGCCAUAUCACAUUGCUGCUGCUGGGCAGAGUUGUGGCUGUGGCUGGAAUCAGUUUCAGACACCAGGUACCAACUUUGGAAAAAGCUUCCAAAGUUGGA